GUAUGCCGAUUGAUUGUUAUGAGACGCUCCAUACUAGUUACGAACGUAAACAAUCCUGAACCUUAGUGAUAUAAGAGACUAUCCAUAAAGCCAGUGUUCUGGACAUUGAACAAAAGCUGAAACUGUACUUAUAAGGCUCCGAUGCUCAGAGCAGACGCAUGUGCCUCCAUUUUUUGGAUUUCCUGAUGUUCCUGUGCCUGGAACCGGAGGGAGGGCCCAACGCUUGGAAUUAAUGUAUUCCCGUCGAUAUCCAAUUCGUCGGGUAGGGUGGCCAGUAGUGGAGCAUGUCCAGGAGAGCUUUUGUUGGAUCAAGUGGCACCUACAACGUGCGCGCCUCAGAAUUAGCUCGAGAGAAACGUGUCAAAACCAUCCGAUGUACUGUUUUCUUCCUGGACGACUCCCAGCAGACUUUUGAAUUAGAUAAACGAAGUAAAGGCCAGAUUCUUUUAGACAUGGUAUUUCAACAUUUAGAAUUAAUCGAGAAAGACUAUUUUGGUUUGCAGUUUUCUGAAAAUGAUCACUCAUCUGACACCAUGAGGUGGAUGGAUGCUGCUAAAUCGAUUAGGAAACAAAUUAAAUUGGGUCCUCCAUAUCUGUUAUAUUUUAGAGUCAAAUUUUAUGUCUGUGAUCCUAGUAAACUUCAUGAAGAAUACACAAGGUAUCAUUUCUUCCUGCAGCUGAAGAAAGAUAUACUUGAUGGCAAACUUAUAGUUCCUUCAGCAACUUCUGUCUUAUUAGCAAGUUACGCUGUUCAGUCUGAAAUUGGAGAUUUCAAUCCUGAAGAGCACAAAAAUGGGUAUUUAUCUGAAUUGCGUCUCAUACCCAAUCAAACAGAAGAAAUGGAAAAGAAAAUAAUGGAAUUGCAUAAAUUACACAAAGGGCAGACACCAGCAGAUGCGGAGUAUAAUUUUUUAGACCAUGCAAAGAGGUUGGAUAUGUAUGGUGUCGAUUUACAUAGGGCAAGGGACUCCACAAAUGCGGAUAUACAACUUGGUGUAACAUCAUCUGGUCUUGUUGUCUUCCAAAAUAAUUUAAAAAUAAACACAUUUUCAUGGGCAAAAAUUGUCAAAAUUUCUUUCAAAAGAAAACAAUUUUUUAUCCAGUUAAGAAGAGAAGGAACCGAAACUUAUGACAGCUUGUUAGGUUUUAAUAUGUUAAGUUAUCGUUCCUGUAAAAAUUUGUGGAAAUCAUGUGUAGAGCAUCACACAUUUUUUCGUUUACAUGUUCCAAGAGCUCCUACUCGUAGGCUAUUAUUCAGCUUAGGGUCAAAAUUUAGGUAUAGUGGAAGAACUGAAUAUCAAACAUUAGAAGAUGGAAAGCACAAAGCUAGAACAGAGAGAAUAUUUACUAGGUCACCAAGCAAAAGAUUUGCCAGACAGACUGUACCACAGAUGACACGAGAAGCUCUGGAGAGCUGGGAGAAGAAAGUGUCAAAGCCAGUUGCUCGUAUAAAUGGUACAUCUACUUCACAUAUCCGCCCAUAUGACAGUUUCAAUCAUAAGAUUCAGGUGUCUGAGCCAGAACAUAGGCCAAGAAAAGCAUGGGCUGAGACACCAAGUCCAGAAAUAACUGCCUUUACACCAUCCAUUCCGCCCAAACUGAUGAACUAUGUGGAUGAUGAUAAUGUUACUGAUGAUCUAUAUGAAAGGACAUCUUAUAUGUCUGACAGCCAUGAUUUGAAUAAUCAAAAAGACCUUGAACUAGUCCAUAAUAUUCUGUUUAGUGAUGGAAAUGAGGAAUUAAAUGCUGAGGAAUUUGAUGAAAGGGAAAAGACAAAAGCACUAAAUGGGCGAAAUCGCCCGGAAGUUGGAUCGCAGAAUAUUCCCACAAAAUUACCUGGAAUAAUUGGAAAUGCAAAAGGUAUAAAACUAUAUACGACUCUUGGAACUUUUUUUAUUCUGAUCGAAUAUUGGAAAUUGAAAUACACUAACAAAUACAUUUCUACAAGUUCUGAUCGAUUUAGUAGAGAAAGAGAUACAAGACUAACAGAUAUCAUUGAAAUAAAAGCAUUUAUAGGUUUACUUUUAUUAGCUGACGUUCUGCGAGGUAAUCGACAAAUUUUGGAAGAACUGUGGUCUACUGAUGGAAUGGGUGUUGAGAUGUUUAGAACGGAUACCAACUGUAUUGAGAGACUAAGGCGUCAUAAGUUAGGUGAUAUGAAUAUGGCAAUGCAAGGGCUAUCUGCCAAGGGGGAGGUGAGCAACUGUAACUUGUUUCGUGGUUCCUUUGGACUAGUUCCGUGCAUGGAGGUGCUUCAUACUUGGGAUUUCGUUGUCGGCUCGGCUCUUACCAAUUGGCGAUUGGAAGCAUUUCCGUGGGAGUUUUUUCUGCGAUAUCGCAAAAAGACAAAUGGCCAUGAAGAAUCACAAGGAUUAGCAACUAUCAGAAUGAAACCUGAUGAGCAGGGUCGUUUUGGAUUUAAUGUUAAAGGUGGAGCCGAUCAGAACCUUCCUAUUCUGGUUUCGAGGGUGGCCCCAAACACUCCUGCUGAUACUUGCAUUCCCAGAUUAAAUGAGGGUGAUCAAGUACUAAUGAUAAAUGGCCGUGAUGUUGCAGGAUUGACACAUGAUCAGGUUGUGAAACUCAUACGAGCAUCGAGAGAACGACAUCCGGCGGAACUCCUGUUGACGGUACGUCCAAAUGUCUAUGUUGGAGAAGAUGUGGAAGAACCUGACUUCCAGUACAUACCUGAUGCUCCCCACGUAUCCUCCAAAGUCCCUCGUUCUGAUGUACUUGCAGAAUCCAUGCUGUUGCUCAGUGAAGGUCUGGAGAGUGGUGCUGUUAUAGCACAGUUUGAACAAUUAUAUAGAAAGAAGCCUGGAAUGACGAUGAAUAUCGCAAAAUUGCCAGAAAAUCUUAUUAAAAAUCGAUAUAGAGACAUAUCUCCUUAUGAUAGCACAAGGGUCAUUCUGCUUAACAGUUCUAAUGGUGAUUAUAUAAAUGCAAGCCAUGUACAUAUGGAAAUUCCCACAUCAGGAAUUAUCAAUCGAUACAUUGCUACACAGGGACCUCUGUCAAACACUACAUCAGAUUUCUGGCUGAUGGUGUGGGAGCAGCAAUCUACAUUGAUUGUAAUGGUUACCACUUUAAUGGAAAGAGGAAGAUCAAAAUGUCAUAAAUAUUGGCCUAAACUGUAUGAUACGUUGGAUCUUGGAAUGUUGCGUAUUACUUGCAUACGAGAGCAGGAGAGUUUAUCAUUUGCAUUUAGAGAAUUUACUUUGAUAAAUUCUGAGAAUAAUGAAGAAAGGCAUAUUACACACAUGCAGUACACAUCUUGGCCGGACCAUGGAGUACCAGAUGAUGCCUCAGACUUUUUAGAAUUUGUCUCACAGGUUCGACAAAAUAGAGUCGGAAUGGUUGAUUCCACAAUUGUCCAUUGCAGUGCUGGCAUUGGAAGAACUGGUGUUUUAAUUUUAAUGGAAACUGCCAUGUGCCUUAUCGAAGCCAAUGAACCUGUCUAUCCUCUAGACAUAGUGAGGGCUAUGCGAGAUCAAAGAGCGAUGCUUAUUCAAACAACUAGUCAGUAUAAAUUUGUUUGUGAAGCCAUCUUAAAAGUUUACAAUGAACGAAUUGUUAAGCCUUUAGAUGAGUACCAAAGAUGAGAAAUGAUCCAAUGUAAUUAAUUUUUGUGAUCCAGCUGAUGCUUUACAGUGCCUACCUUUGUGGUUCCCAUAAGCACAAACUACUUUAAGAAGAUAAUUUCUUCUUUUUGGAAGUCUGAAAGGAGUUGGUAAUACAACCUACUCUUUCUCUCUGGAAGUCUGAAAAUGGCUGGUAGUGCAGUACAUUGAAUCCUCACAAACACUGAAUGUGUCUCAGGCACCUUCAUAUUCAGAUUUAAGAAUUUGAGUGUCGAGUGAUUGUUUUGCUGUUAGUCUUUUAAUGGGCAUUGAUAGUCUUCAAUUUUUAUUAGCUUUCAGAAAUGCUGUAUUGUUGGUGCUUCUGUUAACCUGUAGUUAGCCCACGAACCAUCAUCAUAUUUACCAUGGGCAUAGUUCUUGGUAUAUUUGUAUGGGUUUAUUUUUGUAGAACAUUUAUACAUUGUACAUAAAAAUAUCUAACUGUAGAUAAUCCACAUAUGGGUGCAUGGAGCAUUUCAUUCGUCUGUAUAGUGUAUGUACUGUAUCAUUUGUUCCCCGCCUGUCUACAUAAUUUAUAUUCACUGUAUUAUUAGCAAAAAAUAAUAAUUUAAACCAUAAAGUAUUAUAAUGUAAAAAAAGAUUUUGUAUCUAUAAUGUAAAGCUUAAUUUAAAAGCUGUACAUAAAUUGAAUGCACAAAUUCAAGAGCAGAAAAUUGAGAAAAAUAUUGAAACCUUUUUUUUUUUUUUUUUUUUUUUUUUUUUUUUUUUUUUUUUUUUUUAUGGUGGAUAACAGAAAAUUCAUUGUUGAGUAUUUGGUAGUGUGCAAAUGAGUUUGUUUGAAUUAUGUUCUAAGUAUUACUGUGGAUUAUGUUCGAUAGAUUGCUCUGAAUUUUGUGAUCAAUUGUGCCAUAGAUUUUUCAAGAUACAAACUGAAAAUUUUAUUUAAAGUACUGUAUAUUCAUAACUGUGCUAUUUUAAAAAAUGUUUUCAUGUUUUUUUUUAUUUUAUAACUAUUGCAUUAAUUUAUAAUUAAUAACAUUAUUUACGUUCAAAUUUCAGUAUUUCAACUUGGAAAGAAAGAAGAAAGUUAUAAAUUUUAUGUGAUAUAAAAUGUGAAAUAUAUGUCAGGCCCACAAAAGUUCUUACUCAGAAUUUAUUUUCAUAAUUAUUGGCCGUAGACAUAUUUUGUUAUACAAAAAUUUUUAAAUGAUGCAAAAAUUCGUGUUUUUGUACUUCUAAAUAUAAAAAAAUUUUGUAUAAAAUACAAAAUCUUACUUUUACAUGUUCCUCCACCACUCUAACUUACUUUAUUUAGGAAAAAUUUGAACUUUUCCAAUACUUAUAUUUAGGAAAAAUUUGAACUUGUUAUAAAAAAAUAAAGUGCACAAAGUUUGAAUUCCGUACAGUGCUUGAGAUAUUUGCUACUAAAAUAAUAAAUCAUAUUGAAGGGGCAUAUAUAAAUUGAAAAGCAAAAUGUUUGCAUUUGUUCAUAAGGAAUAAUAAAAUAUAAUUCAGAAAAAGGUUUCUGAUGUUAAGAGAUUAAGGAACAAGUAUUCCUGUGCAGAUUAUUGUGAAACUUGUUAAUUAAUAUAAUUUUCUUUCGAAAUGAGGAUCUUAUUCACAGAAUGUUAUAGAAUUUGUAUUCUAGCGAACACUAGCAGGUUCCAGUCUUGCCACGUAGCCAACUCAUAAUAUUAUUUGCAUUAAUUAAAAAAGAAAACAGUUGUACUUUAAUAAAUUUUUUGUACAGUUACCAAAUUGUGAUUCUGAAAUAAUGAAAUUUCAUGACAAUAUUAAAACAUAUUUUUAGACUUUGGAAAUUUAAUAUCACUUGUGUGAAAAUUCUUUCAGCAUACCAAAUGUAACAAAAUUAUAAAUUUAAAAACUAAUAAGUCACAAAAGAAUAUUAUUGAAUACAUUUAAUGGGACAAUAAUCAGCCUUAGAUUAUUCUAAUUUAUAUAUUAACUGACUCCUCAACAUAAAUUUAAUACGAUGUCAAAAUUACAAAUUUUGAAGUCCGAAUAUCCCUGUCAAUUUUUGUCAUACAGUAGUCAACAUUUUUGUGUUUAUUUUUCAUGACGAUUAUAAUACUUUCUUAAAUAUGAGUAUAGAGACUGGGAGAACUUAUAAAAGUUACAUUUAAUAGUUUUUAGAAAAUUUAUUUAUUUAAAUUUGACAAAACACAAAACUUUGCAGCAUUCAAAACAUUUUUGUAGAUGAGAACCAUAUAUCUACAACCAACAGUUGUGAAAAUAAAGGUUCAGUUAGGGCUUUGUGGAUGUAUUGUAUUUUGCAAACAUACCAAUUAUAUCAAUAUUUCAAGGUAUCCUUGUUUAAAUCUGUUAAUUUAUUCCAGUUAUGAAAUCUAAUGUAUUGUCCUAGUCAGAUGCUUAGAACAGUAUUAAAAAGCAAAGUAUAUCUAGGACGUAAACAUACUUUGUAUAUCAGGUUGUUAUAGAUUUGAUUGGAGAAAUUUAAGAAUUGUGGUUUCGUCAGAAUUAUUCUGGCCAAAAAUAUUAACAAAAUUUAAAUAUUUUUCAUCCGAAUUUGUGGGAUUUUACUGUCUUUAUGAAUCUGAACUUUAAAAUGAGAAUAAUUAUUCAGUAAUAAUGUCUGAAGUUUCUGAAGAAUACAUUUUAUCCUAAAAUUAAGCACCUUAAAUUUAUAAUUAUUAUUCUGAAAUGUUUUUCUGUAUGUGUUAAUAGUUAAAUUAUUCAUGACCCUUUAAAUGAGCCUUUAAAAAAAGUUAAUCAGAUUUGUGAAAGAAUCAUGUAUCUGUGGUCUGUUGUUUCCAACCGGAACACACAAGAAAUAAAAUGAAGAAAAGAUUUGGGGGAGGUGUAAGUAUGAUUGCUUAAAAAAGUGUUCAUUAUCUAUCUACUCAUAAAAUAAUUAUGAGUAUCUUCUUCUCCCUAUUUUUAUUCUUCAUUGUCCAUAAAUUUGUCUCUGACCAUCUUUUACUCAACAACUAUCUGUACUGAAGGGAAAGAUUUCUUCUCUACUUAAAAUAUUCCUGCAAUAAUGGCUUUCAGAACUGAUUACGUCUCAAAGUAUAUUUUCUUGGUUGGUUUGAUGGACUGGCGAGGUCAUUGGUCGUUUCUUUUAUAGACUUAUUAGAGCAUCUUUAAGAAUCAUUUCCAUAUAGUUUUUUUAAUUGAUUUAUUAUUGUGAAUUUUAUUUUCUAUUAUUAUUAUUUUGUCAUCUUGUACUUUCAGUGUAUCUGUUUGAACUAAUCUGUCAUCUUAAAUUUUCAAAUAAGAUAUUUUAUACACAGUUUCUACUUAUUGAUUUCAAAAAUAGCUUAACAUUAUUGAAACUUCAAUUUAAAUUUCAGAAUCCAAACUUCGUAGUUAAUUUUUUUAACAAAAUACUUGUAAUCAACAUAAGACAGCUUAGCUUUCACUCUUAUUCCAGUAUCUCUGCUAUGUUUAUGGAGCUUAUGUUUUCAAAGUUUAAUAGUUUUAUACUACAAGGAAAGGGGAGCAGAACAUGUACAGUUACUCAAAACCAAGAUUUUCCCCCAUUAACACUAUUUAGUGGCAUUUUUAUUAAUUAAUUAAUUUUUAUUUUACCAGAAAGGCUAUUAGAUGAAAAUAUCUGGUUGACAAUAUGAUUUUUCUGUUUAUAAACAUACUGUCAAUAACUUAAGUUUUUAAAUACAGGUGUUUUAAAAUCAGGACACAUUUCAAAUAGUUGCUCUUCAAUGAUAUACAAUCAUGUAUGAAAUAAGAGGAUUUUUCUUUUUUGUGGGGAAGGAGAGAAUUAUAGGGAAACAGUUCUUGUUUGAAAUAGCACUAGACUUUACUAUAAAGCAAUAAAUUCAUGAAUAUGACAAAUUUUAUAGAGCUACCUUAUGUACUAGAAUUCAUAUUCAGAAUGAAAUUUCAUGCAAGCUGCUUUUUUUUUUUUUUUUUUUUUUUUUUAAGGUUGGAGGGUUGAAGCACUCUACAGUUUCAAAAAUAUUAAGUUAUUUUUAAAAAUGUUAAGUGCUGAUGUAAACUGCAAUCAAAAGUCUUCUCGUUCAUGAAAAAUCUGUGCAAGAACCAUUCUUUUAAAUGUUUUCCUACCUUUUGCAGUCCUUCACUGUAUACAACAUUUCAUAUUAUCAGAAACACAGAAAGGUUACAAAUCUGCAAUUGUUAUAUCGCAUAGAAAAUAAAAAAUUCGCAUCAGAAAUACUUAUUUAGUGGCAGCAUGUCUAGUGUUGUCUAUACUUUAUAAAUCAUGAGAUCCUUUUGGAUACAGCAGCACCUGAUAUACAAAUUGUUAAAAAAAAUUCUGGUGGUUUUUUUUUUUUUUUUUUUUUUUUUUUUUUUUUUUCCCUUAGAUAAUUCUUUACUAUGCAUGAAAAAUAUAGGAAUGUACAUUUUUUUAAUGACUUUCAAACCAGUUUUUGUGUAUAUGCAAAAUGUUUAAAAUAUGUUGAAAUUUUCAGAAGAUACAAUUGAAAAUAUUUUUGUUUUUGCUCUGUAAUAUUAUUUCUAAGCAUCUGAAUAAUUUUUAAUUUUUAAUUUAUAGCAUAAUAUUUUUUAAACUUAUGACCAAGGUGCUCUAGAAAUUGACUGUGUUGAUUAAAUGACAGUCAUUCGUUUUGAUGUUCUUUUUCUUGCAGAUCUGUAAUAUGUUUACCCUUUUAUUUUUGGCCUUAGUAUUUGCUGGGAACAACUAACAUAACAUUAUUUUUUAACUUCAUUAAUCCAAUUUUAUAUGAACAUGCAAAACUGAAUCAUUAUGAUUAUUCAUGUGUCUUUCUACUGCAUUUUAUACACAGUGUCUGAUGUAUCUGCCAUAUAACUUAAACAAUUUUUAUAAUUAAUGUUUGUACAAUGUUUUGUAAAAGCAAGUCUUGUAAUUUAAAUUAUGAUCCUCCUUCCUUUUAAUGCUGGCAUAGUUGUCUGUCUUCAUGUGAGGUGUACAGUUUUAUUGAAUGGAGUUUUCAUUGUUAUUCUCCAAAAUGUACAGCCACCUGUACUUUAAAUGAAAGUACUAUAAAAAGAUUUGAAAAUAAAACUGUUGGGAAAUAUA
This is a messenger RNA of Stegodyphus dumicola, 8607 nucleotides long. RefSeq names its product protein tyrosine phosphatase Meg (gene Ptpmeg). NCBI's taxonomy places the organism in Eukaryota, Metazoa, Arthropoda, Arachnida, Araneae, Eresidae. The record is from RefSeq and is a predicted model, not a curated record. Gene Ontology annotation, biological process: protein dephosphorylation. Gene Ontology annotation, molecular function: cytoskeletal protein binding; protein tyrosine phosphatase activity. Gene Ontology annotation, cellular component: cytoskeleton.